Messenger RNA from Penicillium riverlandense, 1719 nucleotides. RefSeq lists its product as uncharacterized. Lineage: Eukaryota; Fungi; Ascomycota; Eurotiomycetes; Eurotiales; Aspergillaceae. The transcript has 11 exons. The record is from RefSeq and is a predicted model, not a curated record. Bases 1 to 1719 code for a protein of 572 amino acids. Gene Ontology annotation, biological process: amino acid transmembrane export from vacuole.
AUGGCCGACAUCCAGGACGACCCUGAACCUACUCGGCGAAGGAGCAAUGUAUCGAAAAACGGAGUGGCCGUCGAUGUGACGCAGAACCGCCCAGCUGUCGAGGAGUAUGAGCGGCUUUUCGGGGUCGACGAAGAUGCCUAUGAGCAGCCGACCACCACGCGCCGAGAGCUGUGGGCAUAUUAUCUCUACUAUAAUGGGGACAAUGGCGUCGGCCCGGGAUCUUACAGCCAGGCCCUCUUCCAGUGGGCUCUGACCGAAUCUGGAUUCCAGCCUGAUACGAAUCCGCCCAAACCCUGCACUAACACCUCGGCUUGCGUGGUUCCCUGGGCCGGGGGCACGAGAGCGAUUUCCUCGGUGGUCCUGAUCGCCAACGGCCUCUGCUUUGUUUUCAUGACGGUGAUUUUCGUUUGGCUAGGAAGCGCUGCCGACUACGGCUCAUUUGGCCGAUGGCUUCUUCUAGCCCUCACCGUGGUGUGUUGGGCCCUCCAGUACGGAAUGAUGGCUAUCAAGCGCCCUUCCCAGUGGCCUGCAGCUAUGGGAAUGUAUGUCGUUGCAUACAUAUCGUACGGCGCAACACUCGUGUUUUAUGCUGCAGUGUUCCCUCGUUUAGCCAGGUAUAUGCCGCAUGUGCGCAAGGCACGUGAGGAAGAUCUGAGAGAAGGAAAAAUUGACCAGGAAGAGUACGACGCAAUCGAAUCGCUGGAGAGAAAUCAUAUCAGCAACAUCUCAACUGCACACAGCGAUAUUGGAUACCUGCUCACCCUGGUGCUCAAUCUGAGUGUCCUACUCCCCCUUCAAAAUGACCAAUACGCCAACAAUCUGGCCCUGUGCCUGACCAAUUCAUAUUGGGUGGUCCUCGGCAUCUGGUGGUUCAUCUUCCAGCAAAGGAGACCCGGUCCCAAGAUCCCAAAGGGCUCAAAUUACGCAACCAUCGGCUUCAAGCAGAUCUGGCUAGCUAUCCGGGAAAUGAGGUCUCUCCCCCAGACAUAUCUCUAUUUUAUCGCCUAUUUUCUACUUGCAGAUGGCCUCAAUACCACAGGAACACUCGUCAGCAUCAUUCAAAAUGAUUACAUCUCUUUCUCGUUUCUGCAGCUCACCUACCUCGGAAUCACGCAAGCUGUUUGCUCGACUGCCUCAACCUUCGGUUUUUGGUACAUCCAGAAAUACUUUAAGCUUAAAACCAAAACUAUGUUCCUGGUGACCAAUUUCUUCAGUGUCUUCAUUCCCUUCUGGGGUAUGCUGGGACUGUGGACUAACAAAGUCGGAUAUCAUAAUCGGUGGGAGUUCUAUUUCUACAACGUCGUUUUCGGGCUCUUCCAAGCCCCGUACUACGCGUACGCACAAACAAUGAUCAGCGAGCUAAUGCCCCGAGGUUACGACAACAUGUUCUUCGCCCUCUUUGGCAUUACCAACCGCGCUUCUUCUAUCAUCGGUCCCAACGUCAUCCAAGCCAUCAUAAACAACACCAACAAUAAUUGGAUGGGAUUCCCAUUCCUGUUUUCCAUCUGCGCCGGGGCCACAAUUGUCAUCUGGUUUGUGAAUGUCGAGAAGGGCCGCGAAGAUGCCAGGCGGUAUACAGAGGCGCGAAAGUUAGACCGCGUUGUAGCGGAGACGGGUUUCAGUCAUGAUGCCCUUGUGAAGGGACAAGUUCCACCACCAACUGAGAUAGGAGUGGUGGCGGGCAAUGGGCAUGCUGAGAAUGGCAGUGCGAGUGCAUAG